This is a messenger RNA of Pollicipes pollicipes, 1380 nucleotides long. It is a transcript of the gene Gasp, whose product is annotated as Chitin binding Peritrophin-A domain-containing protein Gasp. Gene Ontology annotation, cellular component: extracellular region. The record is from RefSeq and is a predicted model, not a curated record. NCBI's taxonomy places the organism in Eukaryota, Metazoa, Arthropoda, Thecostraca, Pollicipedomorpha, Pollicipedidae. The transcript is spliced from 6 exons. Bases 39 to 827 code for a protein of 262 amino acids. Gene Ontology annotation, molecular function: chitin binding.
CCGGCCGACGGCUCCACACCGAAUCACACAGUGGCAGCAUGAAGGUGUUCGUGGCUCUGACCGUGGUGGCGCUCGCCGGCCCAGCGCUGUCGCAGGACAGCUUCCAGUGCCCGGACGAGCUGCCCGGCUUCUUCCCGCACGAUGUGAGCUGCGACAAGUACUGGAGCUGCUCGGAGGGCAUCGCCACGCUGCAGACCUGCGGCAACGGCCUCUCCUUCGACGACACCGAUCCCAACUACGAGCGCGAGAACUGCGACUACUCUCACAACGUCCAAUGUGGCACGCGCACCGUUGUCGAGGAGCCGAUCUCGGCGCCCAACUGCCCGCGCCUCUACGGCAUCUUCGCCGACGAGACCAGCUGCAACACCUUCUGGUCGUGCUGGGCUGGCGAGGCCAACCGCUACGAGUGCCCGCCGGGCCUGGCCUACGACCGCAGCCAGCGCGUCUGCGUCUGGUCUGACCAGGUCGCCGAGUGCAAGGCCGAAGAGCUCGCCGACGGCUUCAGCUGCCCGGCCGAGAGCAACGGCAUCGGCACUUACUCGCUGCACGCGCACCCGGAGGACUGCCGGCUCUACUACGUCUGCAUGAACAGCUCGCCGCGCGAGUACGGCUGCCCCAUCGGCACUGUGUUCAAGAUCGGCGACGCUGAGGGCUCGGGCCAGUGCUCCGACCCCGCCGACGUUCCCGGCUGUGAAGACUACUACGGCGACCUGGACCUGACGACGCUCAAGACCCUGAACGGCGGCGGCGGCGGCGCCCAGAGCCGCGCCAGCCAGGAGCCGGCUCCCAGCCAGCCGACUGUGGAGAUCGUUCGCCGCCGGCAGUAGGGCGGCUCGCUUUCGCCCCUCGGGCCGCGGGCGAGGAGUACUACGGUGACCUCGACCUGAAGGCCCUGCGGGCGCUUGGCCUGUGAGCUGCAGCCGCUGUUGACAAGAGACGGAGUGCGAGGAGUCGCGGUUGAUGAGACCACUUCUAGUCCCAGUGGAGCGGGAGACUCUGUUUUUGAGGGUCCUCUGUGAGACACUCUGUACCGCUCGGAGCCCACUGGGCAGCGAAAUCCCAUCCCAUCUUUGACCAGCAGGACGAGAAGCCAAGACCUGUCACACACUGUCAUGCCAGCGGGACUGGUGACAGACCAACCGUCACGAGUGUCCUUCAAGCUCCGGAACCAGGCAGUCUCGUCCGCCCCUCAUGUAUUUCACCGGAGCAAGUGCUAGUAUAUAAUGAUAUUCGUGAAGUCGUGCGAUUGUGGUGUAUUGCAUUGUUCUUUCCUCUGAAGAAUGAACAGCGUUUUAUUAAUAUGGUGUGCUUUGGAAUGGCCCGAAUACACCAUCGACUGUAAAUCGAUGCCUUUUGUUUCAAUACAAACGGAGAAUGAUA